CUUGGAGAAAUAACCGCCAUACCAAGGCAAGAUUGCGAUUCGCCUGCUUUCAGCCAAUGGGAUAAAAGUGCGACAACACAACCAAGAAACUGCAAUGGCGUCGAAGCCUUCACAGCCAGCAACAGCUGGGACUAUCAUCACCAGGCUGUAGCUGCUUGUUGGGCGAAUGGAAGACCUUGCACCACAACUGGGUGGCAUACUUGUCAGUGACACCAGCAGCGAUGAGCCCAACCCGCAGAGCACAUUGUAUUCUGCUGGCAUCAGUGUCCCUGUGACUUUGGUGGUGUCAGGUGGCCUCCCUGACCAGGCAGAUAUGGAAGCUCAUGGCAACGCCAUGUUGUCCACAUUAGCACUGCAGUCUGAUGAUGGCUGUGGGCCAGCAACACAAUUUUUUCUCGAGCAACUGGCUGAUGGCCAGACACGCCUAAAAACAGCUGACGGGCAUAUGUUGGAAGUUGACAUUGACCCAGGAACGGUUGGCCUUGUUCAAGGGAAUUCUGGUGUUCCUGUGCUACUCCAGGUAUCACCUGAUGGGACGUUACUCCAGAGAGAUGAUGUGCAGAUAGCAUUGGCAGCAUCAGGUGCAGUUGCUGAAAACUCCACUGACAGCACAGAGGAACAGCGAGAAGAAGCUGGCAGCUCUACACCUUGUGAAGACUCUGAAGAACCCAUGUUUCAAGAUGGGGAGCCACUGCCUCUGCAAAUGUACCUCCAGGUGGGCAAGGAAACAGCUGACGAAAACAGUACUUCCAUGGAGGAUGUUGUCCAGACAAACACUGGCACUGCAGUUGCCAUUGUCACUCCUGAUGGUGAUGAAUCGGAUGCUGAUGAACUUCCAGCACCUACUGUUGUUCGACGUGUAGAGCGAGUGGAGCGUCUGGAGGAUUUCAUGGAUGUGGUGACUACGUAUCACUGCAAGUUCUGUAGCUUCUCCUGUGCCUGGCGCUCUGGACUUAUGUCCCACUUCAGGAGUUGCCACGUGGCCCCAUCGUCAAGUGGCAGCCUCGAGCCUGUUGAACGACCUGUUAGCAGCAGGUCCACAGUGAAGCCAGCAUCUAAAUCUGCCAGAGCAGGAAACAAUGCUGUGGCUUUUGCCCUGACUACAGCAGGUCCUGGUUUGAACACUGAUGUUGCUGGUACUGCUACCUGUGCAAGAGCCGAGCCAAGCAUAGAAGUCGACUCUGGUGCUAUGGAGCCUGCAGUGACUGCACAAGUAGAACCUCCUCAACCUCUCACCAGCACACCAGCCAACAUGCAAGUCAGUGAAACCACAUCAGAGCUUGCUACUGACCCCGUGCCCAGUCGUACUCCCAUGGAUGCUUCCUUAGUGCUGGAGAGUGCUCUGGCCAGCAUGGUGUCAGCUGGCAGCAAUGAAAUAUUGACAAGUGGCAGCAGCUUGCUGCCAAGGGGUGAGGAUGGCCAACCAGUGCCAGCCCAGGAGCGACACAUUUUCAUCUGUGGACAGUGCAGCCAUGGCUUUGGUUCCCUGGACGAAUGCAAGGAGCAUAUGGUUGAGGUGCAUGAUUUGAAAGUUGCUGCUGAGUGUGAUGUAGAGUUAAAGAAGACUCCAGCUGGCCGCAAGCGAGGCCGGCCACGAGUUCUGCCUCAACUAUCGAGCAGCACAUCUGUCACACCCUGCUCAACUGCCAGUGGUUCUAAUGUGAUUGAAGAUGCACUGCAGUCAGUUGAUGACGGAGAUUUGGAUGAUGGCAGCAAUGAAGCCAUUGGCAAGCGUCGAGUACGCCCACCUAAGAACCUUGAAGAAGACUACUUAGUUGCGCCAGCUAGACGGCGGCGUCCAAAGAAGGAAAAUGCUGUUGAAAGGCAAUACAGGUGCGGGGAACGCAGCUGUGGUUAUCGUUUUCGCACUGAAAGCAGCCUUGAAUACCAUGGACGUUGCCACACACCCGCUGGCCCCAGACCAUACCGUUGUCCUGAGUGUGGUGAACAGAGAGAUCAUUGGCGCAGCCUUGCUAUGCAUCUUUGGAGAAGUCACGUGCUGGACUUGGACUUACACAGAUGUUCACAGUGCGAGUACCGGACGUUCAGUGCUUUCAAGCUUGAAAAUCAUGCACGAAUUCACAGUGAGGAGCGUGACUUCACAUGUGCUCAGUGCGGAAAGGGUUUCAAGCAACUUUCACAGCUACGGAACCAUCAUGUUGUGCAUUUGGACCGCAAAAACACACCACAUAAGCGUUGGUACAGCCAGCAGACGUGUGAACUCUGCCAGCGCACAUUCUCAGACUCGAAAUGUUUACGCAAGCACCAUCAGGCAGUUCACGGAAAGGUGAAGCCAUACGUGUGUUCAUUCUGUGGCCACAUGUCUGCACGGAAGGCCAUGCUGCAACUUCACCUCCGCCAGCACACAGGAGAGAAGCCAUUUGCAUGUCACCUAUGCGAAUACCGCACAGGCGAUCACAACUCACUGCGGAGGCACAAAAUGCGUCACUCUGGUACCAAGCCAUACAAAUGUCCACACUGCCCUUAUGCCUGCAUCCAGGCCAUCUCAUACAAGAUGCACAUGAAGAACAAGCACCCUGGCCUGGAUGGAUUGUAUGCUUGUUCACUGUGCAGUUUUCGCUCAGUGAGCAAAGAGAACUACACCAACCACAUGUCAGACCAUAAACGAGGUUUCCUGGCGGUGCCUGCCCAGCUUUCCAGCCCAAGUACAGCCACCUCCACAGCCAGCACAGAGGGAGAAGGACUGCAGUUGCCUGAAGGCACCCUGCAGCAGCUGGAAGGUAUUCUACCAGGCAAUUUGAAUGCAGCUCAACUCAUCUAUAGCUGUCUAAGUGCAUUACAGCAGGAAGGAGGAUCUGCCAAUCUUCCUCCUGGUGUCACUACAUACUCAACUGGUGAUGGUACACAGACAAUCACUAUACAGGUUCCCUCAUCUGCAGCAGGAGACGACAGUGGAUCAUCACUUCUAGCAACACCGGCAGAACAAGACCAGUUCUAUUUGACAGUACAACAACAGGAAGAUGGAAGUAUGGCCUACCUGAGUGGGGAGGGAUUUUCUUCUCAGGGAGCUGAUAUAGAUGACGAGGGCACAGGCCUCAAGAUCAGUGCUGUCCACUUUACAGGGAGCAGAUAAUGAUGGCAGAAAGGUUCUUCUACCCUGGAAUUGUUGAAUGUGAACUGAAACAGGCCUAGAGUGCAGAAGCUCAAGUUUUGCAUGAGUGGAUGUUUACGUCAUUAUCAUUAGAAGCUUGAUGCUUAUGCAAAGUUACCCGUUUCGAUCCCAUGUGCAGCAUCUGUACUACGGGCCUCACAGUUGUGCCUCGAGCUCACUUCAGUCUGUGAUUGGGUGUUUACUGUGUGCUUUAUAAGUACUAAGUAUGUGGUUAUAUUUUAACAUGCACAAGUUGCCACAUGCUUUUUGUGGUAGAACUUGAAUAGUGGGCUUUUACUCUGAAGGCUGUGAAGCAGACUUUUUUGGUUUCUCAACCUGUCACCAGCUCAUCGUAUUUAGUUGUUUACAGAUUUCUUGAACGAACGUGUUUAUUCUGCCUUAUUCUUGCACGAUAAUUCAUAAGAACCACUGGAUCAGCCAGAUUAGCAAUUCUUUUUAUUUGCUAUAUAAGCAUUUUUUUUCCUCUAUACUGAUAAUGUUGAUGACACUAGCUUCUUUGAUCCAACUUAUACAACAAUCAGAAGGUCUAAUGUGUCAAUCCUUUGAACAAUUCCUUGGAGAGCGUUGUGUGGUGUUAGUUACAUAUGAUGCGGUGUAAAAAGAAAACGAUCGUCAAUGUGACAACAAAACAUCUAUUUGAAUGAAACGGUGCUUGGGUUACAUGAGAACUAAUCUUAUCUGUUUUUUUGUUUUUGUUUUUUCGUACUCUCUUUGUUGGCUUUUAUAUGUUGCCUUUUAUACCUCGCUUAUUUCAGGUGGCCUACAACAUAAUUUUUUUAACAAGUGGUACAGGCUUUGUACAUUGCAGUGUGUAUUAUACAUGUGUUUUUUUUUUUAGAGUUUUAGCUGAGCAGUAUUUACAGUCAGCUCAUGUUGGGGCGGUGUGUACUAACAAAUUGCACACAGCCAUACUGUGGGAAUGCUAGCGUGUGUGCACAAUGCUCUUGCCAGAACAGUGGAAGGUAGAACACUGCUCUUGCUUUGAGAGAAGAGUGAUGGUGCACCCCUGGCUUCUUUGUAAUUUUUGUUGGCCAAUCUGGCAGUGCGGUGCUAUUGUCUCUGAGAUAUGCUCUCAUGAAAAAUAGAAAAACAACGCAGUUCUCUGCAGUGCCCUGUUGGUCAAAAUUGAGAAGAGUGGACUGUAACCAAUACUCAGCUAAAGCUGCUUAUCUUGAGCUACUGAGCUGUGUAGCAAGCUUAAAGUUGGGGGCUGAAUUGUGUGUGUGUGUGCUUUUUUUUUUACAUGAAAGAUAAUAGUGUGGCAUAAGUUGGAUGCCUCUUUGUCAAAUUGUUAAUUGUAAAUGUUUUGCUACAUUUCCUUCUGUUCUUAAUAGAGCAAAAAGCGAGUACUUUUGAAGUACUGGGGCUUGAGAAUGUCUCACAAACGAAUUCAUUAAAUCUCCUGAGGAGGUUAGCUUCACAGUGACCAUUUGCACAUUGGGAAAGUGUUUCUUAAAUUGCGGACGUAAUUUUGGAACUCUGUUGGUGUUGUAUGUGGUUAGGCGAGCUUAGUGAGAAAUGAUGGAUAUUUAAAAUUGAACAAAUUAAGACACAAGAGAAAAUGUGACACUAUGUUAAACUUGCUGAACUAUGACUUAUAUUUCUUCAUUGGUGUCUUUGAACUUGGCAUUUUUGUAAAGUUUAUGUUUUAAACUUUUAGGUUAUUUAGAAACUUCAAGUGACCUAACUUGCUCAGUACAACAGUGAAAAAUGGCAGGCACUUUCUUUUCAAUCAGAAAUUAUAGCUUUGCCAAUAAAACAUGAUUUGAAUAAAUUAUUUGCAUAAUAACUAGUGAAGUGCAUGUUCUUGUCUGUUGAGCUUUCCAAGUGAUUUCAUUUUAAGUCAUUUGCAAGGCAUGCUCUGGGCAAUGUUAUUAAGCCUAUUGCAAAUAAAAUGAAGCCUCUGGAAGAUGUGUGAAUAGAAAAUAUGCUUUAACUUUGUUAUUUCAAAGCAGCUUUUAAUCCUCCAAGGUCGAAACGAUCACCCGACAGAGGUAUGGAGGUUCCCAUGAAUGCAGUUUUUAAAAGGAGUACCGACACAAAAAAUUUGCACCUUGUUUUGUUGCAGUAAGUAGUUUAACAACCUAUUAAUCAGGGCUGGAAUUCUCGUUUGCUCAAGCGUGCGACAGUUAGUUAUUUGGAGAUGGUUUUAUAGUGCCCAGUCGCAGUUUUGGUUUCAGAGAACGGUAGGACCAAGCGGGGUUUUUAUUUAAACACAACUGGCUACAUGAGCGCACAAAACUGAGCACUGCAUUGACACCUUUUUUCAACGAAGGCUUCCUGGGUACCACCUUAAUUUCUUCUGGGUGGUUGUAAGUAUGCGUUACUCCCUAAAAAUGCACUGCAAGGCAACGACGUCAGCAUUUGUACUCUUGGGCUGGUCUAUAAAGAAGGUGCUACCUCUCUCCAUUGAAAACGUAUGCUAGGAAAGAGCAUUCGCGAGGAGCAUGGCAGCCAGCACAAACUCGUGAUGUCGGUUGUUGAUAGUUGUUUACAAUGGAGCCAACUUGUUGCUCGACACGCACUUUAAAAUUGAUUUUAAAUAUGUUCUAGGCUAUAUUAGCUGUUGAUAUUUUGCAGAUGAUGCGUGUGUGUCUUUACAAAUCUAUCACACAGGUUAGCUUGCCUUCAAAGCUUUGUGCAGUACUCCUUUAAUAUGACAUGUUUUCCUCACCUUACAAUAAGGGCAAAAAAAAAAAAAAAGUUGAACUACAUUUCAGCUACAUUUGUUAUAAUUGUAUGGUAUACAUCGUAAAAGUCACAGGGCUAUUAUUCAUCUAGUAAACAGGUAAUAUAAGCACUUUGUCUUAAAGGGCCAGUAAACAACCUCGCGGUCCAAAAUUUGUGAUGGAGAGAUAACUGCGCACUUGUACGAUGUGAAUGUGCUGCUGCAAGAAUUUUGCGAAUAAGUGCUGUAAUAAGGAAGUUACAGUGUAUAGAGCAACCCGCUUUGGCUGGUUUCGGUUUCUCGCUGGGCCUUCCCAGCCUUCUCAACAGCGAAGAGGGGUAGGCAUAGUCCUUUGUCAUGACUACGCCCACUUCAGCAACAAAGCACGACGUCAGCGAUUACUUGGCACGCAGCCAACAACCGAGCAAGGCUUCCUCUACGUGUUGCUCUUGUCAAAGCGGCAUGGUGAGGAAGAGGGGUGCGAGGCUCUGGCGGGGUACACACAGAUGCUACGCUGCAUGCGCACUUCCCCAAGCAGUAAAGUCGCAAGAUGCCUCUUGAUCUCUGAGGCUUUUCGUUCUGGUGAUACCACUUGUCCCGGUUGUCUCAGCUCUACCAAAACGGCAGCGGGCAGCACAGGAAAAUUAAAAUGCGGACUGUGCAGUCAAAACUGCAUCACCGCAGGGCCAAGGCGUCGUCGCAGUGCAAAGGACCAAUCAAUGAAGUCAGUGCUAUGUAAUGUUGCCCAUGGGCAAGAUUACGUCACUGUGCGGGCAAAAAGGAUUGGUUAGGCGCACAAGAGGAGCGUGGGAAUUGUUUUUCGAAAUCGAGCGUCUGCGCCGCGCUGUGGUAUUUGAAAGUGCGAUCGUCAUGGCUUUCUGCACGAAUUAGUGAGCUUGUUUUGGAGGUGUUAAAAAAAAGUUUAAGCCUGUUUACUGGCCCUUUAAAAGGUAUAGUAGGACAAAUGGGUCGUCUGGUUUCAGCUUUAUAUCUCAACAACUGUUUCAUGUAUUAUUGGGAACUUUUGCAUGUUUAAUAAGAAUGAUCUUGGCCUUUACGCGAUGUAAUUUUUCCCUGCAACCUUUCUUGCAUUUUUUUUGUAUUUGAGAACCACAUUUUAGGCUGGGGUGUGAAAUUAAAUGUAUCUUUUCUCAGAAACAAGAAACACUAUGUCCGUGAAAUUCUGCACACUAAUUCCACAUUAUAGUGAACUUAAUUUGUACCUAAAAAAUUGGUUUCCUGCUUUCACCUCACAUUUUUAGCUUCGCAGAAGGUUGGAUAUUGAUGGGGGUCUUCAUAUGACUGUUGUUAUCAACUGUUUCCAAUGUGCAAACUGGUUGCUGCAAGGUGUUUAUUGUAUGCGUUUUUUCUGAUGGUCAUGGAUUAAAUGGCCUUGCUCUAGCUAUUUGGCUUUGUCACCUGGAGGCAGAAUCUGUUUUGAAAAUUAUGUUGUUACGCUUUGAUAAGAGACCUGCGAUAUAAUAGAGUGCUUGGUGCAAUUUCGUAUUUUUUGGUGUGUUGUGCUCUAUGACGCAAAUGAAGCAGAAAUUUUAAUUUUGUAUACAGCUAGGAAAGCUAUUUGUAAACGGAUACUUACACAGUUUAGUAGAUCAAUGACCCCCCCCCCUCCCUUUUUUUUUUCCACCAUUGUUUUUUUCUUUAUUUGUUUUAGUUGUCCUAGAUACCAGAAACGCCAGGAUGACUUUGACGUUUUACUAGAUUGCAAUGUCAUGCAUGAAAAAAAAACGUGCAGCAAAAGAGUGCUUUCUUGGGCCAUUCGGUACAUGUUGAAGCUAAAUAGAAUAACAGCACACUGGAUAGGACUAAAGAGCUGACUGACAAACAGUUCCCUGUUCAUCCUUCACCUUUUUAGUCCUUUUCCAUGUGCUGUUAUUCUAUGUAUUUGGAAAAGAUAACUUAACUCAUUUUAUUGGUGUAUGUAAACAUGCUUUAAAGUGUACCCUUUGCAGGGAAACCCAUUCUAUGGGGUAGCAGAGCAUUGUAUUUGUAAUUGCAGUUGUACUAACGUAAGCAUCGAUACUGCUGUACUAGCAAUGGUGUAAACAGGUGCUGUUCUCUUGUUUAAUGAUGUUACUGCUUAUAGGAAUCUUCCAAUGACCGAGCUUAUAGGUCUAGUCUUUACAAGAUUGUACAUAUGUGUACAUUAAACAGACUUCAUUU
Messenger RNA from Rhipicephalus sanguineus (brown dog tick), 7982 nucleotides. Its product is annotated as zinc finger protein 142. Bases 167 to 3094 code for a protein of 975 amino acids. The record is from RefSeq and is a predicted model, not a curated record. Gene Ontology annotation, cellular component: nucleus. Gene Ontology annotation, molecular function: RNA polymerase II transcription regulatory region sequence-specific DNA binding; DNA-binding transcription factor activity, RNA polymerase II-specific. Gene Ontology annotation, biological process: regulation of transcription by RNA polymerase II. NCBI's taxonomy places the organism in Eukaryota, Metazoa, Arthropoda, Arachnida, Ixodida, Ixodidae. The transcript is spliced from 16 exons.